UUUCCUUAUCAAUAACCGCGUUUCUUCGUUCCAUUCCCCUCCCAAAACCCUUGACACUUUCCAAGGCCUCCAACUCAGACUCUCUCUCUUUCUCUCUCUCUCUAUGCACGUUUUCUUUAUUCAACUUGGUCCCCGUCACUGUGGAGUCUACGGCCUUGACCCAACUGAAAUAAAAAACAACGUCCGAAAUGCAAAAGAAGCGUCUGUGGCUUAGACAGAUACUAAAGAUCAAGUUAUGGAGGGGUUUUCAGGCGAAAAGUGAACCUGCGGUACUUCUGCCCUGAAAGAUGUUUUCAAAGCUAGAAUUUCAAAAGAGACUAUAGAAUGGUUGAUCAGAAUACUGAUUUGGUUGCCAUUGGUGUCUCAGUUGGUCUAGCCCUUGGAAUUUUGAUAGCUUCACUGGUAUUUUUUGGCAUAAGAUGGUACAAAAAGCGAGCUAAUCUUCGACGAUGUGCAAAUGAGCGUAGUACAAGUCCCACUCUUCCUAUACGCACAAAUGGAUUUGGUACAAGCACUGACUUUAGUGCAACUCUCACAAAUUCGAUAGCCAUACAGGGAUCAGAAAAGCCUCAAAAAGGUUCUCCUCGUUCUUGGUGGAAACAUCAGAAUAAAGAUCGUGUUGUUUCUACAUCAGGCAUACUUAGAUACUCUUACAAGGAUGUUCAGAAAGCCACACAAAAUUUUACAACUGUUUUGGGACAAGGGUCAUUUGGUCCAGUAUAUAAAGCGACGAUGCUUACAGGAGAAGUAGUAGCUGUGAAGGUCCUUGCUUCUAAUUCCAAACAGGGAGAGAAAGAGUUUCAAACAGAGGUAUCUGUGCUUGGAAGACUGCAUCACAGGAAUCUUGUGAAUUUGGUAGGGUAUUGUGUAGAUAAAGGACAGCAUAUGUUGAUUUACGAGUUCAUGAGAAAAGGGAGCUUGGCAAACCUCCUAUAUGGUCAAGAAGAACGGACUAUGAGCUGGGAUGAAAGGCUUCAAAUUGCUCUUGAUAUUUCACAUGGGAUUGAGUACCUGCAUGAAGGGGCAGUCCCACCCAUCAUACAUCGUGAUUUGAAGUCUGCUAAUAUAUUGUUAGACCAAUCAAUGAGAGCCAAGGUUGCUGAUUUUGGGUUGUCAAAGGAAGAGGUCUUUGAUGGCCGGAAUUCUGGCCUGAAAGGCACAUAUGGCUACAUAGACCCAGUGUACAUCUCAACAAACAAGUUCACAAUGAAGAGUGACAUCUACAGUUUUGGCGUUAUCAUCUUUGAGCUCAUCACAGCCAUCCAUCCACAACAAAACUUGAUGGAAUACGUAAAUCUUGCCUCAAUGAGUCCAGAUGGCGUUGAUGAAAUACUUGAUAAGGAACUUGUUGGAGAAUGCAGCAUUGAUGAAGUGAGGGGGCUUGCUGGUAUUGCUCACAAAUGCCUGAACAAAUUUCCAAGAAGGCGACCCUCCAUAGGAGAAAUUUCACAGGCUAUAUUGAAGAUAAAACAGAGACGCCUUGCUAAAGUAGAUACAAUGUCUUUCGCAAGCAGAGAUUACUCGCGAGCAGUGAGCCGAAUAGAGGAUCAACACUUGGAGUUGGGUAAGAUGGCCAGCUUGAGCAAGAAAGUGAGUGAAUGACCACAAAGUCUCUUUUUGUUUUUGUUCUUGUUUUCCUUCCCUGUUUUUUUUUUUUUUUCCCUCUCUAUCUCAUAUAUAUCUCGUUUUUCCCCUUUGUUUUCUUCUAGUAGUACUUAUGCUAGGAAUACACAAGUCAAAAAUGUAAAUGAAUGAAUGAGCUUCCUUUGGAAAAUGAGUAUUCAUUCUGUUUCCUGACUA
Messenger RNA from Corylus avellana, 1800 nucleotides. It is a transcript of the gene CRLK2, whose product is annotated as Protein kinase superfamily protein. Gene Ontology annotation, molecular function: protein kinase activity; ATP binding. Lineage: Eukaryota; Viridiplantae; Streptophyta; Magnoliopsida; Fagales; Betulaceae. Gene Ontology annotation, biological process: protein phosphorylation. The record is from RefSeq and is a predicted model, not a curated record.